Molecule: messenger RNA, 2966 nt
Organism: Vanrija pseudolonga
Lineage: Eukaryota; Fungi; Basidiomycota; Tremellomycetes; Trichosporonales; Trichosporonaceae
Exons: 5
Coding region: 162-2255 (697 amino acids)
Source: RefSeq, a predicted model, not a curated record
GUGCAACUUGUUUCCCAUCCACAAUUAACUGCAAGCAACGCGCAAAAGAGUCAUCCACUCAAACAACGCACAGCGCCAAUAUCCACUCGACAGAGCUGGACGACUGUAAAGCAAGAGAACCGACAGCAAAUCACAGCACAGCAGCAAGAGAAACACGCCAAAUGGACCUCGACAACGCGCCAGGCGUUGACCUCGACGAGGUGAUGGAGUACGAGGACGACGCGUUCGAGGGCGACCUCACGAUGGAAGAAGGCGAGGGCGACGGCAUUGACCCGGAUGCCGAGAUGCAGCCCGAGGUGGCCGAGGAGGCAGAAGAGGAGGAGGACGUCGCGUUCGACGAGGAAGGUGGCGAGUGGGCCGGUGAUGAGGACGGCGCGGGUGGCGAGGAAGACGCCGUGGUGGGCGAGGCUGCCGACACAGAGGCAGUCGUGGUCGACGAGGGCGCCGAGGAGACUACGGGCGCCGAGGCACUGCCUGGUGCGCCCGUCGCGCCCGAGGACGCCCCAGCACCAACAGCGGACGCCGCUGUUGAGGAGCCUCCAGUCGACACCGCCGCGCACACAGCAGCAGACGAAGAAGAAGAAGUCUACGACGAGACACACGACGAGACCCUCGCGCCGUUGGCCCCGGUCCUCAUCCAUCUCCCCUCUCUGGGCGCGCGUGCGCUCUUCACCGCGCCCGAGAUCGACGAGGCCGACGCGGACGCACAGCAGCCCGACCUGCCAGUGUACCUCUUGCACCAGGACGAGCUGGCCGAGGAGCCGCUGAGCGCGCUGCUUGCCGCGCUGCGCCCAGAGCUAGCGAAGGACGGCGAGGCGGUGCCGGGCGAGCUCGUGCUCGUCGAGAAGCAGAUGGACUUGAAGAUGGGCGAGGACGACAUCAACCUUCAGAAGAUUACCCUGCUGGAUAUCCUUGCCCUCCAUGAGGGCUGCGGCCUCCCCACGCCGGUGCAGCUGUUCGUCACGUCCGAGCCACGCCGCUUCAUCACCCGCUAUGAGGCGAUCAAGCGCGAGGUCGAGGCCGCCGACGAGCGCGCACGCAGCGCGCCUCAGUCUGAGCAUCUGGAAGAGUACGACGAGUACGAGGGCGACGAGGCUUAUGAGGAGGAAGGCGCCGAGGGGUAUGAGGAGGAGGGCGCCGAGGGCGAGGAGGCUGGUGAAGGCGUCUUCGACAAGGAGGCAGACGCCGGCGGCGUGGUGGCCGAGCAGGAUGGUGCGGAAGUCACAGAAGCCGACGCCGAGGCUCCAGAAACCGAAGCCGAGGUUCCCGCCACCGAGGCCGUUACCGCCGCCGCCGCCGCUGCAGAAGACACUGGUGCCGAGGCCAACGCCGCGGAAGCCGACGACGCACACGAAGAAGAGUACGAAGACUACGGCGAGGAGUACGACGAAGAAUACGAGGAAGGCGAGGGCGAGGAGGCCGGCGCCGAGGCUGAGGAGCAACCUGAGGAAGCCGCAGCAGAGCCUACUGCGGCGGACGAGGCAGCUCCAGAUGACCCGACUGCAGCUGAAGCUGAGACUGAAGCUGCAGUCGAGGUCAGGGAGGAGCCUCCUGCCGCAGUGGCUGAGUCUGAGGUUGCUGUCGAAGCAACUGAGGCCGGAGCUGCUGUCCCUCCAGAGGUGACCGAGGUCACAGAACCUGAGGCCGACGACGACGCGCCUGCUGCCGACGACGCGGAAGCGGACGAAGACUACGAUGAUGCCGACGACGAGUACGGUCUCAAAGGUAUUGAGGAAGCGGCUAUCCGAGAAUCGGCUGUGGAGCCGGAGGACAUGCCCGCGACCGAGGCAGAUGCGCCACCCGCUGAUGACACCGGCGCAGAGGCUGCAGGAAGCGACCCAUCACUUGGAUCGACACUCGCUGAUGGCGACGAGGCGGCUGAAGAGGCCGCCGACGGAGUUGAAGACGAGUACGCCGAAGAAGAGUACGAUGAGCUCGAGCACGGCGACGACGACGCUGCCGUCGAGGACGUCGCUGAGGACGCCGCCGAGGACGAAGGCGAAGAACCCGCUAUUGAAGGAGACGACUAUGUGGAAGAAGAGUACGAUGAGGAGGAGUACGGCGAAGACGAAGGCGAGGAGUAUGGCGAGGAGGCAGAGGCGGAGGAGGCCUACGAUGAGGAGGUGUACGAUGCCGAGGAUGGCGAGGCAGAUGCCGACACCGCGCCAGCAUCAUCAAAACGUCCUUUUGAGGACGACGGUGAAGGCGACAGCCCUGAGAGUGCGGCCAAGAAGCUGCGUGCCGAGGCUGAGUAAUCCCUGGCGCCAGCGUCGACGAGGCCAUGCCAGUUGAGCAACCUUGGCCUGAGCAAAGCCAACGACCUCGGGCCCCGGCCUGAUUCAUUCUCCACAUCCAGCAUCAUCCUUGCAUCGGCACUGCGCAGCGCAGAGCUUGCUCUGUCACAGUACAGUCCACCCACACAAUACUGCAUUCCCCCACCAACCCCAAACACACUCCCCCACUUCCUACCCCGCAUCUCCCGCACCCCCCAUCAGCAACGUGUGCCGGCGGCAUUGUGCUCGCUUGCGUGGUAUUCCUCCGGUACCCCACGCACGCACGCCACCACGUUCCUCAAGUCGGCGUCGGCCCACCAAGCCGACCCACCCCAGCAAGCAAUCAACUAACAGAGCGCCUUGUGCGCCGUCGCAUUCGUCUCGCCUCCUGACUUUUUCAGCCGUUUCCAUCUCCCAGGUCAUCAAGGUAAGUGCUAACUAUAACUGGGGCGUGUGCAGCGACGCGCACAGCGAGCAGACACGCCCAUCCCGCCCGCCAUUUGUCCAUACAACAUUGUCUAUACCCCGCAUUUUUCCACCUCCUCUGGUCUGUAUGCAACCCAACCGACGGUUGGUGUUCCUGGUGCCUGCAGCCGUCUUCAGCCGUUGCAAGCCUCGUGCGUGCGUGCGUGUCUGGAGGCCGGUGUGCGUGCAAGGCGAGGGGCAGACACAAGUUUAUGCAUCGGGUUGUGC